This is a messenger RNA of Saccostrea cuccullata (small rock oyster), 2106 nucleotides long. Its product is annotated as LHFPL tetraspan subfamily member 3 protein-like. Gene Ontology annotation, biological process: sensory perception of sound. The record is from RefSeq and is a predicted model, not a curated record. NCBI's taxonomy places the organism in Eukaryota, Metazoa, Mollusca, Bivalvia, Ostreida, Ostreidae. The coding region runs from base 141 to 938 and encodes 265 amino acids. The transcript is spliced from 3 exons. Gene Ontology annotation, cellular component: plasma membrane.
UGUUAGACCAGUCGGCCUACACGAGAAUCUAUUCUUAGAUCAAUCAAUUCUUAAAGUUCCAAACCGGCUAUAGUGACCUCACCCAGUCUCCGGAACCAAUUCUGAACUGACCAGCCAGGAGGAUCCACUUACUGCCCAAGAUGGAUCAAAAAUUCAACCCAGACACGGCGAGGGUCUAUUAUUUUCGGUAUAUGAGGGAGUACCGCGCUAUAUGUGUUUUAUGGGGACUGCUAUCCAUCAUUUGGUGUAUAUUGAACCUCGUGGCUUUUGUUCAGCCCCAAUGGAUUGGUGAUACCCCGACCAGCCCGGGGUUCGGCCAUGUGGGGGUGUUCCAGCACUGCUACCCUGAUAACUCCCAGGGUAUCUACGUGUGCAGUGGCUCUUUCACCACCUUCGAUUCCAUUCUGAACGAUUCCUUCAGAGCCACAACGUUUUUCGUCGGAGUUUCAGCACUUAUUAUGCUUAUCACUGUUGCAGCUUUAUUGCUCUUUUUCUGCUUCAAGAAAACAUUUGUCUUCUACUUCUGCGGCAUCAUGGAACUUAUUUCAGCGGUGUUUAUGUUCCUGGCCUGUGUUAUCUUUCCCAGUGGUUGGAGCCAGCAGGAGGUUCAGGAUAUCUGCGGGACCUCGUCUGGGGAGUAUCGGUUGGGAUCCUGUAACAUUCGCUGGGCCUACAUCCUCGCCAUUCUGGGAAUUUUUGAUGCUGCUAUUCUAUCUGUCCUGUCAUUUUUCCUUGCUGCCAAGCGAGCUAAGCUGGAUUAUCUAACGCCUACUGGAGCUGUAACCAAAUCUGACCUGAAUGGAUACUCAGCUGAAACCAUGUCCAAGCGCUCCAUGCCCAUUCAGCCGGUGGUGACCGUUCCAGAAGAGCGAGUUGCAGCGUACUCCGAGUACUCACAAUCCACCAAACGUCAGGGGGCCUCAAACUUCCAGCUAUAGAUACACCAGUCUCAGAGGCCACAACUGGAGCGAUCAGAACUACACAAAAAUAGGGUAUAUAUGGAUAUACACAUAUAGCAGGUAUAAUUGUUGAGGACAAGUCAGAACUCUCCAAAUAGGUUUUCUUAUAAGAUAAUAUUUAAUGUUAUAGUUUUGGUGACAUUCUUAAUUGUACCUUGUAUUCAAAGAAAUUGUUGAAAUGUUCUUAUCUGUAUUUGGACACUGUUAAUUUUGUCAUUUUUGAACACAAUUUUCUCAUUUUUGUAAUUUUUUUGUCCCUGUUUUUGUUGUAUUUUUUGCUUCCAAUUGCCUUCAAUGGGUGCCCAGUUUGAGAUGUUCAGCGAUUUUUCCCCCCUCUGAACAAUUCACCAAAGUAGUGCUACAAGUUUGAAAGCAUGAUAUUUGAUGGUAGUAUUAUAUGAUAACUCAUUUUGUUUAGUGAUUUUAAAAUUUCAUACACAUUUUGUACUUGUCUAUUUUCAGAAGGGCAUUUUGGACAGUUUUCAUAGAUUAUAAUAAAAUAGUUAAAGACACAACAAAUUAAAUUGUAUCUAAAAUAAUUCCAUAAAAUUACUUUUUUGUAAAGAAACAAAUCACUAAAUAAAAUUGUCAGCAAUUUAUUAAAAAGAUUCAGUAUUUGAGAUUUUAUAAUGAGAUUGCUACAUAUAAGCAAACCAGUAUAAUAAUAUAUAACCUAUAAUUUUUAUGACUUAAAUUGAGAACGUUUUCCGUAACAUUUAUUAUUCUACCCUGAAAAUUUACCCUAUUUUCCUAAUUUGUACAUUUAUAUAUAUAUAUAUACAUGUAUUAUUCACUUAGAUGCUGUUCUUUUUCAUAAUUAAUCAUGUGAAUUGUAUAUUGCAUAAUACUCUCCUGUUCCUUUUAUAUAUAUACAUUCUCUUAUCAUGAGAUUUUUCAAGUAUGUUAUACAAAAUAGUGAUUAUAUUUUUGCAUUCAAAUUAGUGUCUCUAUGGAUAUUGAUAAAAACAUGAAUUAUGAUAAAGUGUUCUCUCAUGACUACUCUUUGUGAACUAGAAAUUGAUACUGUAUAGAUAUGUUUAGAAAUGUGAUAUUUUCCAGGGUAUUUUGAAUUCAGAUAUGUGUAAAGAUAUUUGCAAUGAAGCUAUUUUGGACUAGUAAAAUGCAAAAUAUAGUAUAAAUGAUAGAA